Cyprinodon tularosa is the source of this 4629-nucleotide messenger RNA. Its product is annotated as SH2 domain-containing adapter protein F-like. NCBI's taxonomy places the organism in Eukaryota, Metazoa, Chordata, Actinopteri, Cyprinodontiformes, Cyprinodontidae. The coding region runs from base 336 to 1844 and encodes 502 amino acids. The transcript is spliced from 8 exons. Gene Ontology annotation, molecular function: phosphotyrosine residue binding. The record is from RefSeq and is a predicted model, not a curated record.
GUCUGGAAAAAAAAAAAAAAAAACUGACGUGCGUCGGAACCGAGCGGUCAGAGCGAAAGCUGCGUAUGUCUGUGUGCGCGUGGCUGCGUGGGAGUGUGACUGUGACAGAGUUGCGCCGGGGCAGAGCAGAGGAGUCCCCGUGGCUCUCCGCCGGUGUUCCGUCAGAGCGGCGAACCAAACGCGCACUUUCUGCGCAACGAGCCUGGCGACGCGCUCCGGACCCGGUCGGUUGGCCGAGCGUGACCCGAGGACCCCUCCACUCAUUCCGGGCAGCGCUGAUCCAAACGCUGGAGCUCAAACAACAUUCAAUGACUUCAGAGCGAUGAACUGGAAGUAUGGCCAAGUGGUUCAAGGAGCACCUAGGAUUCAAAACUGCCAAAGCACCCCCCCCGGCGCCUCCAAAACCGGACUACAGACACUGUCACAGCGGUGCGCCCGGAGCGCAGCAGACGGGCUCCGGAGCCACUUUUCCGAGUCCAGCUCAGCCGGACAUCCUCGCUGCUUACAAACUACAGAAGGAGUUGGACUUCGAAGACCCGUACACUCCGGGUGGAAAUAUUUCUUUCGGUUCGAGUUUGAACUCUGUGGUCCCGUCGGAUAACAAGUAUGUGUCGCCGAAGCACCGAUUGAUUAAAGUGGAAACCAUCGAGAAGAGCAGCGCGGCUCCGGGCGGCGGGGUCACCGUCACCCAGGCGGUGGCUCUGGGGAGCGUGAAGUCUCUGACUUCUUCACCUCCUUUGGAGCAAGACAGCAAGGAAAAGCUGAUUAUCCUGGAAGACUACGCUGACCCUUUUGAUGCAGAGCAGGCUGGCGGUGGUCCGACCAUGACUGAAAAAGUCACAACUGAAAACGACGGUUACAUGGAACCAUAUGAGGCCCAGAAGAUGAUGGCAGAGAUCAGGUCCAGUGGACGAGGUUCCAAGGAGGGGUCCGUCAAGCAGCUGCCGCUUUACGACACGCCAUAUGAGCCGACGGAAAAUGGAGGAGACCCCGACCCCGAGCGCUUGCGCUGCCCCAGAGAAAGCAGACUCCCCCAGGAUGAUGAGCGGCCCCCGGAGGAGUACGACCAGCCGUGGGAGUGGAAGAAGGAGAGGAUUUCCAAAGCCUUUGCAGCUCUGCUUUGUUAUGACUGCAUUAGCUACGAGGGCUCUGUAAAUGGAACUGGAUCAGAUCCUCCUGGAAGAAAGGACUCUACCUCCUCUAAAUCCCUCACAGUAGAGAUUAAAGUGAUCAAGGACCUACCGUGGCCCCCUCCUGUCGGGCAACUCAACACCAGCCCUCCCCUGGCGGAGGAGCUUGAGUCUCCUUCCCAGACAGCUCAACCUUCGCCCGGACCGACGAGCUGUGACCAGCACCACCAUGUUCAGUUUGAUGGAGUGGAAAAGUCCCGAAUGUCACCAACGAAGGAGGGAAAAACUCGUCCGCUGCAGCGACAUUCUAGUGGUUGUUUGGUCAACACCAAAAUGACUUCCCUAGACCACUGCAGCUCCUCUCUAGGGGAACGUAUUGACCCCACGAUGCCUCUGGAAAGCCAGUUCUGGUACCACGGAGCCAUCAGCCGAACGGAUGCAGAGUCUCUGCUCAGAAUGUGCAAGGAGGCCAGUUACCUGGUGAGGAACAGCGAGACCAGCAAGAAUGACUACUCCCUCUCCCUGAAGAGCAGCCAGGGCUUCAUGCACAUGAAGCUGUCACGGACCAAGGAGAACAAGUACAUCCUGGGCCAGAACAGCAGCCCCUUCGACAGCGUGCCUGAGAUCAUCUACUUCUACUCAAGCCGCAAGCUGCCCAUCAAGGGGGCCGAACACAUGUCCCUGCUGUACCCCGUUGGCAUCAGGACACUAUAGUACUGUGGGGAUCAUGACAGGUGUCACUGGACUCCCUGGGCCCUAUCCUCAUGGCUCAUGGUUUCUUUUCUUCUGGACUGAAAUCACAGGAACAUGAACAACAUUCAAAACUGCUAAUACUGGCUGACAAAUUCCAAACCGGUUUUCGAAGGCCACUUUCAUACGAUCUCAUACAAACAGACUCGAUAUCCCUGAUGGUUUUAUGACUUUGUUGUGUUUAUUUAUGCGGACGUCCACUUAUCACAUCUGAGACUGAUUGUCUGAUGAGCAGCAUUUCAGUAACUGUUGAGCUGAGAGCUCAUAGCACUUAACACUCAAAGAAAAAGAGAGGUACAACAUAUCAUUAGUCACUUCAGUAGAUUAAACUCAUUUGGAUAGGCACCGUUGUUGCUAGAGUUGCUUGAAGAUGAAACGAGAGACAACAUUUAUGAUGCAUGUUGCACAAUAUUGUCCUCAUGAGGCUCGUGCAGCAGCUGAGAUAUCAAAUAAACUGACCGGGUGCGAUUCCCCAGCUGCGGGUAAACAACAGGUCUGUGAGCUGAGCACACUGAUCUCUCUAUGUUGUCAUAGUGUAUGUUGUCUGCUAUCCAUCACUGAGUGGGUGUAUCACACCAGUGACGGUGUAAGUACCACGGUGGUGUGACAGGCAGGAAAAGCAUGAUGGAUGGGUCAACCAAUGUGACACGGUAAAAUUGGCCGAGGCUGGAGACCAGAGCCUGUCCAAAUGGACCAAAUUACCCCCACUACCCCUGCUUGGAAUGGCUUUGCAUGGGGGGGAGAAUGAAAUAUGCCUGCAUUGUCUACCUCAGAAAAUCAAUUUCAUUCCCCCAUCUGCAGAUCAAUAGGUACAAUGGGAUUGUAGACAUUGAUCUCGCUCCCUAUGACAUUCCCAAUCACCUUAAAACGGUGUCAUUGGUUUUAGGAAUAUUUUUUUUUCUUUAUAAAAUGAUAGAAUUUAUGAAAACAAAUUUAUGUUUUGUUUCAAAUCAGGAACUGUAUGUAUAGUCACUGUUAUUAAUACUAUGUGAUGUCAGUUACAACUGUUUGCUUAAUGCCUUAUAAUGCAUGGGGUCAAUUCAGUCCGCUCAGAUUAGCUAAUUUCCCGAUUCCGCCUUUAGCGAUUGUUCUGUGACUGUUAUUUAUUCUGGGUAAUUAUUAGAGAGCUUUUUCUACCCACAGCCAGUUGGCCCUCUCCGUUCUGCUGUGAUGGGAUUUUUAGGGACUUUUGCUCUGUUUCUUUUUCUGUUUUGUUGUCUCCUGUUCUGCUAAGCGCUUACUUGACUCUUGAGACAGAAGUUCAACGAGGUUGUCAAGCAGCCCUCCACCCAACCAUUCAUCCACCCAGCCAACACAUCAAUGCAGAGCUGCCUGUCCUAAACAGAUUAACACCUACCUUCAACCCACCAUGCUUCACUUUGCAUACAAACCUCCAAAUGUCUAACACUUUGUUCCUGUAUACUCUUUGAAUGUGUUCACAGACAGGCUAACACUCCUGUUUUCUGCUUACUGCUUGUGCUAAGACUUCUUUGAAUACUAACUCAUUUUUUCACUGCUAAAUCCAAGAAGAAAAGACUUAAAAGGUGUUUUAUUUGCUUUCCUCUCUGUAUGUUUCACACCUCAGUGCAGCACUGUUUGCUUCUUGGGCCCGUCCUGCAGUUUUCUCCCAAGCCAGUAAUCUUUCUUAUGACAAAUAAAACAAGUGGAUAUGUUUAAAGCGUGAAAUCAUUAAAGCAGUCUAUUGUGACUGCCCAACGCACGGCUCGUAACUUAAAAAUCACGGUGCUUUACCAACCAAGAGAUCGGAAACUAUUUUUAGAGUGGAACUCAUUUUGGCUUACGCUAUAAAUCCCGCUGUCUGCUAUGCAAUUGUAAAAUGCAGUCGUUUAAGUGGGAAACUGGGAGGAGUUUGUGCCUCGGUAAAAAGUUUAUGAUGGUACAAUACGCCCAGCAGGAGAAGAAGAUGACGUUUCCUGAUGAGAAGUGCAGGAAGUGAGCAGACAGACCGUGCUGUCGGCCGAACAGUGCAAUCUGAGGGCGCCUCUUUGUGCUUUAACGAGGAACAGUAUGUCGUCAUUGUGGACCUGUGUUUUAUUGAGAUAAGAUAUCUGAAGAUAGAAUGCUAAUUUUGAAAUAAACUAUGUAUCAUGAGUCCUUUUUUGUCGCGAAUGUUCAGGGUUUAGUAGAUCUGAUAAUGCCAGGAGCGGCUCUUUAUUUAGUUCCUGCUGCUGAUGAGUACUACUCUACUAAAGGAAAGAGCCCAUGUAUGAUGGCCGCACUGCCUGCUGAGAGGCCUUAGCUUUGGGGAGAAAAGGAAAUUGGAGACAUGUUGGGGAAGAGUACAAGGAGUCAAAGGGAAGGGUGUGAAGAAGGGGAAGAAUUUGCUGCAGUCAGCACAGACAUUCUCGACAUCCUUGUAUUUCUAUUAUGGCGACCUAAAAGAGCCCCUCUCUCCAUCAGAAGUGUCUUAAAGGUUGUGUGUGUGUUGAAAAGCUGUUGUGCAUGCAUACAGCUGUUAACUGAGUAUGUGUGAGUGUGAGUGUGUGUGUGUAUGCACGACUACAUCAGCCAUUGACUUGCCCCAGGUCUUCUCUCGUGUUAUUGCUUUAUCGUGGAAACGUGGCAUGUCUGAGUUUUCCUUGUGUACAUUUUCGUGCCACGUAUGUAUGCACUAAUGUAACGCAUCUCUGUAAAGUCCCCCAUGGCCAAAUGUAUAUACUGAAUGUAUUAAAUGGGGACGUAGAGGCAUCAUGGUGCAGAAUGAUUAAAGUUGGGAUUAUGAGUAUAA